AUUCAAAAUCAACCUCUAUUGCCGACUCCGAUGAGGGAUCAUUCCGAUCAAUUCAAUCAAACGCAGGCGACAAAAUGAUGAAGACGAUUGCACACAGAUUUAAAAUCUCAAUUUUCAGUGUCUCUCUCAUCGUCUUCCUCAUCUCAGUCUCCCUUUUCCAUGUCAACAAAUCUCCUCAGAACCAAACCCUAACCCCUAAACCAGAACCUGCGUCAUCGCUAUCACAAGAGCAAGAAUCGGUUGUUCGGAGAAAUUACAUAGUUAGAUUUAUCGAAUACAAGAAAGCGGAACAUCACAAGGAGUAUCUCGAGCAGAACACGAAGGAGAAGUUUGAGGGGUCUUUGUCUUGGGAAUGGAUUAACAGAAACAACCCUGCCUCUAGAUUCCCGACGGACUUUGGAGUCGUGGAGAUCGAUGAUGAGGCGGCGAAUUCCAUCAUCGGGCAGUUUGAGAGGCUGAAGAUGGUGAAAGAUGUCAGGGUUGAUUCGAGCUAUCAGUUACGGAACCUUCUUGGUAGAAACAAGAAGGAAAGACAUGAGAGAGUCGGAGCGUUUUCUGAUGGGAGGAAGAGGCCUGGGAAGAUCUUUACUUCCAUGUCGUUUGGUGAUGGUGAGGAUAAUGUGGCUGCGGCGGCGACUAGUAACCAGACAAUUGAUUGGCAAAGGCAUCUUCUAUCACAGAAAUCUCAAGUUACGUCCUUGUUUGGAGCAGAUGCACUUUGGUCAAAAGGGUACACUGGGGCAAAAGUUAGGAUGGCUAUAUUUGAUACUGGAAUUCGUUCUGAUCAUCCACAUUUCCGUAAUAUCAAGGAGCGCACCAAUUGGACCAAUGAAGAUACUUUAAAUGAUAAUCUUGGACAUGGUACGUUUGUUGCUGGAGUGAUUGCUGGUGAAGAUGCAGAAUGCCUUGGUUUUGCACCAGACACAGAGAUUUAUGCUUUCCGUGUGUUUACAGAUGCACAGGUGUCAUACACGUCAUGGUUUCUAGAUGCGUUUAAUUAUGCAAUAGCAAGCAAUAUGGAUGUUCUAAACUUGAGCAUUGGAGGCCCUGAUUACUUGGAUCUUCCAUUUGUAGAGAAGGUGCUGGAAUUGACAGCCAGCAAUAUAAUAAUGGUCUCUGCAAUUGGAAAUGAUGGACCACUUUAUGGUACUCUCAACAAUCCCGCUGAUCAAAGUGAUGUUAUUGGUGUUGGUGGUAUAGAUUAUAACGAUCAUAUUGCUUCAUUUUCAUCACGUGGCAUGAGCACUUGGGAGAUUCCUCAUGGAUAUGGACGCGUUAAACCAGAUGUUGUUGCCUAUGGACGAGAAAUUAUGGGAUCCAAGAUUAGCACAGGUUGUAAAACCUUGUCAGGAACCAGUGUGGCAAGUCCUGUGGUUGCUGGUGUAGUGUGCCUCCUCGUCAGUGUCAUCCCUGAAAGUGAUCGAAAACAAAUCCUAAACCCAGCAAGCAUGAAACAAGCUCUAGUUGAGGGGGCUGCAAAGCUUUCUGGUCCUAAUAUGUAUGAGCAGGGUGCAGGCAGGGUUGAUCUGUUAGAAUCAUAUGAAAUACUGAAGUGCUACAAGCCUCGAGCAAGCAUCUUCCCAAGUGUUCUUGAUUAUACAGACUGCCCUUAUUCCUGGCCAUUUUGCCAACAACCACUGUAUGCGGAUGCAAUGCCUGUUCUUUUCAACACUACCAUACUUAAUGGAAUGGGUGUAAUUGGCUAUGUUGAAAGUCGACCAGUAUGGCAUCCUGCAAAUGAGGAAAGCAAUCUUCUCAGCAUUCAUUUCACUUAUUCUGACGUAAUUUGGCCGUGGACCGGGUAUCUUGCAUUGCACAUGCAAAUCAAGGAAGAAGGAGCUCAGUUCUCUGGAGAGAUUGAGGGCAACGUAACAGUGAAGAUAUACAGCCCUCCUGCUUUAGGGGAGAAGUCCUUUCGACACAGUACCUGUGUGCUGCAUUUGAAAUUGAAAGUGGUUCCAACUCCUCCAAGAUCAAUGCGGGUUCUGUGGGAUCAAUUUCAUAGUAUUAAAUACCCUCCCGGUUACAUUCCAAGAGACUCCUUGGAUGUCCGCAAUGACAUUCUUGACUGGCAUGGGGAUCAUCUGCAUACCAAUUUCCAUAUUAUGUUCAACAUGUUGAGAGAUGCAGGAUACUAUGUUGAAACACUUGGUUCACCUCUGACGUGCUUUGAUGCUCGCCAGUAUGGGACUCUUUUGCUGGUGGAUCUUGAAGAUGAAUAUUUCGAAGAAGAGAUUCAAAAGCUGAGAGAUGAUGUUGUAAAUAACGGACUCAGUUUGGUUGUAUUUGCCGAUUGGUACAAUGUUGACACAAUGGUCAAAAUGAGGUUUUUUGAUGAUAAUACACGAAGCUGGUGGACCCCUGUUACCGGUGGAGCGAAUAUCCCUGCAUUGAAUGAUCUGUUGGCACCAUUUGGUAUUGCUUUUGGAGAUAGAAUUCUAAAUGGUGAUUUCAAUAUAAACGAUGAGCUGAUCAGGUAUGCAUCUGGGACAAACAUUGCCAAAUUCCCUGGUGGUGGGUAUGUGCACAGUUUCCCCUUUUAUGACAGCUCAGAGAGUGGUGCCACACAUAGUUUCCUAGCAUCUGGUACCGAUAAUGCUGAUUCGGCUAUUCUGGGCCUAGUGGAGUUGGGAGGGAGUCGAAUUGCUGUAUAUGGGGAUUCCAAUUGUUUGGACAGCAGCCAUAUGGUUACCAACUGUUAUUGGCUUUUACGGAAAAUACUAGAAUUCACAGGCAGAAAUAUCAAAGACCCGGUGCUGUUCUCAAAUUCAGUGAAACAAAAAGUGCCUUUGCACCUAGAUGACGAUCAGUUGCCAUCCCGUAGGACUGAUUUGAAUUUCUCAACAUAUUCUGCAGUUUUUGGGAAAGAAUUGACCUGCAGGAGUGAUUCCAGGUUUGAUGUGUGGGGAACAAAGGGGUAUGGCCUACAGGUCAGAGGACGAAAUCGUAGAUUGCCAGGGUAUAAAGCAAUUGAUCUUGGCAGGGGGCUGAAUUCUUCAGCUGAUAUCUCCAUCACAAAGGGUCCCAAGGUCCUUGACAAAAACAAGGAGAAUUCUUCAGGCAACAAGUUCCUUGGCUUGCUGUACAGAGAUGAUCUGGACGCACCCGUUGUAUUUCCAAGUCACUGGCUUGUACCUGCUGUUGUUGCUGUUUUAGGGAUUUUGCUCCUACUAAAUUUCUGGAGAAUCAGACAGAAGAGGCGUCGUAGAAGGAAAGGAUCUAGCUCUAGUCGUUACACCAACCUCUAGCCAUAAGUUUUGAAGUCGAAUCUACUCUUGUAAUGCUAGAUGAAAGUUGGUUUUGCAUAAAUAGAAAUUUUGCAGUAAUGUUUGUGUGCGACAAUCUCUUUUAUUUCUGGUUUUGCCAGGCACCAAAAUCCCAAUCGGAAAAUGCAGCAAAAU
Messenger RNA from Cynara cardunculus var. scolymus (artichoke), 3401 nucleotides. Its product is annotated as subtilisin-like protease SBT6.1. Gene Ontology annotation, biological process: proteolysis. NCBI's taxonomy places the organism in Eukaryota, Viridiplantae, Streptophyta, Magnoliopsida, Asterales, Asteraceae. The transcript has 10 exons. Gene Ontology annotation, molecular function: serine-type endopeptidase activity. The coding region runs from base 75 to 3248 and encodes 1057 amino acids. Gene Ontology annotation, cellular component: Golgi apparatus. The record is from RefSeq and is a predicted model, not a curated record.